AGAUCAUCCUCCCCCCAGAACGAGGGCUCAGAUGACCUAGAAGUCUCUCCUCUAAAGAAAAAAGUCGCAGAAGUUGAUUCUGAUGAAUUUCCAACCACAUCUGGAAUUCCCUUGAAAGUUUAUGAUAAUCUUCAGACUAGGAAUCCAAGUUCUGACUCAGAACUUAGCAACUCAGAACGGCAGGACCAAGGUUCUACCCCAAGGCUGAGGAGGACCAGAAGCAUACAGAUGAACAACCGGAUUCAUUUCGAUUCAGAUGAGCUUUUUGACCCAACCUCAGGUGACAGUGGAGAGGAAUAUAUUCCUGACACAAGUGGGGAUCAUUCUGGUUCUGACGCCAGCGAAGUUAUUGGGCCAGUUGACCAGAAAGAGAGCAUGCGCAAAAGCCUAAAUCUAAGCAGGAUGGUUAACAUCAGAGAUGGAUGUCCCUCACCAACAGAACUGAACAGUGGCUCUUCAGAACAGGAGCUUAACAGAGGACGCUCACCAUCAAGAAAAGAAACCACCUCUAGUAGACGUAAAAGGCGAAUUUCAAGCAGAACUGGUCACUCUUCAAAGCAGAGUGGAAUUGGAGAGACUGGAGAUGUGUUGGAAAACUUGACACCUGCUCUGGAGCAAAAUCUUCCCGAUAGUACCUCUUCCCCACUUAACGAUAUGGCUGACAGUUCACUUUCCAUAUCUGCUGUCUGCAAAAAGGAGAAUGGGUCAAGAAUGUAUAACAAGAAGCAAUAUUGUUUGUACUGUAAGUUAGGAGUCAUAAAAAUGUCAAGACAUUUGGAGCGUGCUCAUCACAAUAAGCCAGAGGUUGCCCAGGCUGUAUCCUUCCCAAAAGGCUCCAAAGAAAGAAGAAUGCAUCUGGAAAAUUUGAGAAAUAGGGGCAACUUUGCACAUAAUCUUGAUGUAUUAAAUGCUGGUGCUGGAGACCUUGUUCCUCGUAAGAAGCCAAAAAAGGAUUCUCAAGCACAGAAUUUCCUGCAUUGUGUAUAUUGUCAUGGCUAUUUCACCAAGAAACUCCUUUGGCGGCACAUGACUAUCUGCAAGUUCAAGCCUGGUGGUCCACAGAAACCUGGUAAAACCCGUGUCCAGGCUCUCUGUGCAUUUGCUGCACCUCCACCACCUGGUGUCAGAGUUGAAUUUUGGAAGAUGUUAAGCAGCAUGGUUCAAGAUGAAGUUUAUUUUGCUGUCAAAUCUGAUACCUGUAUCUUGGAAUAUGGUGAGCAUCUAUAUAACCGGCUUGGAUAUGAUGUUGGCAAACAUGAAUACAUUCGGCAGAAACUGAGAGAGUUGGGAAGGCUUCUGGUAUGCUCAAGGAAAACUACUCCCUUGAAGACCAUUGAAGACCACGUCAAACCUGCAAAUUUCAUGCAUGUUGUGCAAGCAGUGAAACAAGUGGCAGGCUUUGACAGUGAAACCAGUAAGUACAAGUGCCCAAGUCUCGCUCUCAAAAUUGGACAUAGCUUGACAAAAAUUUCACUGCUUGUUGAAAGCCGUGCAAAUGUGCAGAACAACCACGCUGCAGCAAAGGAUGCUCGUACAUUCCGUAGAGUAUAUGAAUCCAGAUGGAAUGAACAGAUAUCAGCUGCAUCACUGAGAACACUCCAGGAAUCCAAGUGGAAUGCCCCUCUGUUGCUUCCAUUCACAAAAGAUGUCCAGACUCUCCAUUCUUAUUUAGAUGAGCAACAACAAAAUAUCCUAAGUAAACUGUCCACAGAGACAUGCCCUCAGGCAUGGAGACAGCUGGCCAAGAUCACUUUGACACAAGUCAUUUUGUUCAACCGACGAAGAGCAGGGGAGGUGUCCAAAAUGCCCCUCUCUGCAUAUUUGUCUCAAAACCCAUCAGACCCUCAAGAAGAUAGAUAA
Molecule: messenger RNA, 1860 nt
Organism: Toxotes jaculatrix (banded archerfish)
Lineage: Eukaryota; Metazoa; Chordata; Actinopteri; Toxotidae
Exons: 5
Coding region: 229-1860 (543 amino acids)
Source: RefSeq, a predicted model, not a curated record